AAAUUAACUCUUUAAAAAAAUACAUUAAUAAAAUGUUGUGCGUAGCUUCCGGACAUUCUGCAAAAUGGCAAUGUACUCUCUUCAUUUUGUCUAUGCUAAGAAUAUUGCGCUGUGAUUGGCUCAUAAAAUAAAAUUGAAAAUGGCGCGGCAUUUGUCACAUCCUGUUAUGUGUCGGUGAGUGCAUGGCCUCGACGUUCAUCCCGUUUCAAGAUUUUUAUUCCACAAAGCCGCAGUAAUUUUACAUAUGUAAUAAAAGGCAAUAAAAUUCGUAAUGGUGUUCUGUAAUAGGCCAUGGAUUUGAUGAAAACGAAAAUGUGUGCACGUGGGAGGAAUAUCAGUUCCUAGACUUGUCAGAUGUAAAAGAAGCGGAAUUGAGCAGUUUGCAGUGCGCGCUGUUCAAGAAAACUCCUAAAAUCGCGUCCGCCGGACAAAACGGUUGGACCGAAUCUACUACAGACGUGUCAUCGUGUUCAUCGAGCACGGCAGGCCCACCGACCGUGUCGAGCAGUCUGGACAGCCUGUCGGGCGGCGAGUGCGAGAUGGCGCCCCACUCGCCGCAGCGCGCCGGGCCGCCGCCGCCGUACGCGCAGCCGCCCGCCUACCCGCCGCCGCACCACCAGUGGCCCGUCGCGCCGCCCAACGUGUACGUCAGCCAGGUCACCGCCAACGUCAACGUGCACGGCUACAUGGGCCAGUACUACCAGCCGCAGCCGCAGUACGUGCCGCAGCAGCAGGUCGACCGCCCGCCAAGGAACCACAGGCGCGAUAGACGCAACAAGCGGCCCCCAUCUCCGCCACAGCCGCAACCGCCGUACUAUGUUCAAUAUCCACAGUACUAUCCCGCUGCUCAAGCUCAAGGCGCACCUCUAUACCAUCUGCCGAUGUAUCAGCCGCUCGUGUACGGACCCUACCCGUAUCCACCUUACUAUCCAGAAUACCCGAUCCCAAUAGAGGGCGAAGCUGGAGAGAAGGGUCCAGAUGAAUAUUCACAAGAAGUGGUAAUGGAACAGGAGGCGGUCGAAGCUUAUUACGCGGGGGCACACUACGCUCCGCCAUACGGCCCGCCGGUCGAAGGUGGCGUUGAAUAUAUGCCGUCGAUGUUCAUUCCGCCACCACAUCAUCCCGCCCCGAUGCCGAUGCCGCAACCGCCACAUCAAACCGCCCCACAUCAAUUUAAUGUGCACGCGAAAAAUUUCGUUCAGGGGCAACACAACAAGAACUUUAACAAUGAUAAAAAUCAAGAUCAGAAGAUUCAGCCUGUGAUAUCAACGGCUACCACGUCGGCGGCUGGUCCCGUCGAAUCACUCCCGAUGAAAGAUCUCAAAAUCACAAAAGGACCUGGAAGUCCAAAACAAGACAGGCCUAAUGAUGCAAAUGGUAAACCACUCAAUGCUGGUGAUAAAAUUUCGCCAGCAAGUAAAGUGGACCCGACUAAACCCGCUUGGACACCUGAGAAUAAGAUACAAGAUCUUAAUCAGAUUCAAAAUAUUCCAAAGACUUACCCACCACCACCAGUUGCUAACAUUCAAAACGCUGGUGCUAAACUUCCGCCAGUUGUUAACAAAGCAGCUAAAGGGCCAAAUGCGCCUUUCUCAGUGGGAAAGCAGCCGCCAAAACCGCAACUACCUACUGUUGUUCCAGUACAACAAUCUGUUUCCACUCCUAAAGCUCCAUUCGGAAAUAGACAGAAACGUGAGGGCAUGGUUAACCGUUCACCUUCUAGCGAAAAUACUGAUGGCGAGAAGAAUAUACCUGUUGAGCACGUGAAACGCGAACCGCCCCUACCGCCAAGCAAAGCUCCAAUGCCGAUUUCUAUCACGCUACACGCGCAAGGGCCUCCUUUGAUUGUGACUAAUAAGUCACCCUUCGCGCAUUCACGUAAAGCAAUUUCAGUGCCUGAACCACCGCCAGUACCACAACCUCCUCCCCCGGCUCCUACCGCGUCUGAUUUCCCACCACCGCCCACCCCUCGUAAUAGGGUUGAUACAACACCUGCUCCAGUUGUUCAACAACCACAACCGGCUCCCGGCAAGUCAUGGGCGAGUCUUUUCUCCAAUAAACCCUCGAGCAUAACACCGACGACUCCGCCAGCCCCUGUGCCCGUGGAAGAACCUGUCAGUCCAACAACAGUUACCCCACCAGUGGCUCCUAAUGUGCAAAAGCCAGUUGCAAAAGUACCACCUUUUGACGCAUCGCCACUGCAAAGCGUCGGAGUUGACAAAACUCCCGUUUCCAAACCGCCAACGACAGUAGUGAGUCAACCGACAAUUUCCUACUCAGAGAAAACAUCUGUAAAUACUGCUAGCAGUAUGAGCACUACUCCCACAGCUGCCAAGCCAACAACGACGCAAACGCCUACAGAAGUUCGCGAAGUUCCUAUUCAGAAAGAAGCCGCUCCAACUGUGACUAUCCAGCCGUCGCCUUUCAGUGAUGACCCAAAUUCGUAUAGAAUGGGAGAAUUCCUUGCCAAAUACACAUUGGACAACAGGCCCGUGUCGCUGCUACCGCGUGGUCUCACCAAUCGUUCGAACUAUUGCUACGUGAACGCGAUCCUACAAGCGCUGAUUGCUUGUCCACCUUUCUACAACAUGCUGAAGGCACUUCCUUAUCAAACCCGUCGCGGCAAGUCUAGCACGCCUGUUAUUGAUUCAAUGGUGGAACUAUGCUACGAGUUCAGUCCAUUGGCCGGUCCGAACCGGCGCGCGCGUGGGGACGCGACCAACAGCACAGUGUCCGUACCUGCCGGACCUCCUCUCGAUGGAUCUGCUGGUCUACGGGUGCUGAGGGCAUUGAGACCCUUCCCUGGCUCACAGGAGGGCAGGCAAGAGGACGCUGAAGAGUUUCUGGGAUGUUUGCUCAACUCGCUGAAUGAUGAGAUGCUUGAGCUGAUUAAGUUGGUGGAGCCAGAUGAACCAAAAGAAACGAAUGGCAAACCAAAUGGCGUCGUCACACAAGAGCAGCCUCCUGAAGAGGAUGAUGAUGAUGAUGAAUGGAAGGUGAUGGGCCCGCGCAACCGCGGCGCGGUGGAGCGGCGCUGGUGCGCGCGGCGCACGCCGGUGGCGGACAUAUUCCGCGGCCGCACGCGCCUGCGCCUGCACCGCGCGCCGCACCACGACGUCACCGACGCGGUGCAGCCCUUCUUCACGCUGCAGCUCGACAUUGAGCGAUCCACAACAGUGAAAGAUGCCCUAGAACUGCUAGCAGGCAAGGACACACUGGAAGGAGUGUCAGACGCAUGGCAACAGCUAUCCCUGGAACAACUACCAGUUGUUCUACUGUUACAUCUUAAGUGCUUCCAAUUGGACUCGGAGGGACACACGGCCAAGAUCGUCAAGAACAUUGACUUCCCGAUUGAUCUGAAGAUCGAUCCUAAAAUAAUGUCGUCCAAAUACACAUCAAAGCAGCGUCUAUAUAAACUAUUCGCUGUGGUGUACCACGAGGGAGUGGAGGCUGUCAAGGGGCACUACCUGACUGAUACUUAUCAUGGACAAGCCGGCUGGAUCAGGUACGAUGACUCCACGGUGACCCAAGUGACGGAUGCCCAAGUGCUGAAGCCGAAGCCCCCACGGAUGCCGUACCUGCUGAUGUACAGGAGACAGGAUACGCUGCCAGCUCACAACAGGCCUGCGGGCAAGCCGGAAUAGAAGUGUACUCGUUGGGCAGCCAGUCGCGGUAUUAUGACUCGAAUAGCGCGAGUGGCUGUCCACACGGAACUGUAUAUGGAGAAUAUCCUAUAUUUCACAACUUGGAAAUCCUAAAAAUGAGACCUAAGACUCAGUGAUUUGUGUAUAAAUAACUUAAUGUAAAUAAGUGCUGGAGUACCAUUUUAAUCGCGGUUUAUUUGUAUAUUUCGAUUGCCAAUGAAUUGUAGUUGAGUGCUGUCGAAAAUUAUAUUGUGCCUACAAAACAGCACAACGAAAAUGUAUGUGUAAAAUAGACUAUUUAUGUUUUCAUCCGGUAAAAUUACGAUACUAUAGAAUGGUUAAGUGUGAUUUUUCCGUUUCAAAAUUUCCUGUACAUUGAACAUUUGGAUGCUUGUAAUUAUUACUUAGCUAGUGUGUAUAUAUUUCCGUGUAUAAAGUACAAAAUGGCGACAUUUUGAUUUUUAAACUGUAAAAUUUAUAAUCUAUAUUCGGAUAUGAAAUUUGUGUACAUACUAUUGGGGGGUGUUUGUUGUUUUAAUUUCUAGUUUUUUUUAUUAUUAUUUAUGAGUGCUGUCCUGACUCUGUCGGUUUUUGUAAAUAAAUCAUCUGUGUAUAUUUAUAACUGGAGGUUGCGGCAUGAAUGUUGUGCUAUAAAGUGUAAAAAAAAAAUAUAAAAAAAUUUCGGGUCGAGUGUCGAAAUGGUUAUAAAUUAGAAAGUACAAAGAUGGGAUUACAGGAAAGUGUGUUGAAAGUUGAAACAGUCAAAAUUGUACAUAGUUUGUGAAAAAUUCGUAUGUACAUAACAUACCUGAUGAUACCAGGAUGCAUUUUCAAUGAGAAAUGGAAUUAUUUACUCGAUAUUGUUGAUAGUAGGAGACGGAUAUGGUGCUCUGUUGGAAUUAUACCGCGUUUUCAAUGCAUUAAAUUUACUUUUUUUCUUUGCUUUUCUAAGCAAUAGACUGCUACCUUUUUUGGUUUGAAGCGUCCACGACACGUAAUUAUUAUAAUUACAAAGAAUGUCGGUAUGGUUAGCUGUAAAUGAACUUUAUUUGGUUGCCUUGUCGUAUACAUUUGUAAAAAAUAUCGCCUGUUAAUUUUUUUGCGAAGCAUAUUGCGAUUUGAAAAAGGAAUUAUUAUUUUUUUCUUCAUUUAUGUGUUUGUAAAAGAAUAGUGGCCAGUGUUUUGAAUGUGUUUGAAAUCGUGGUGUAAUACGGUGUUGUAUGGAAUGUGCCUAAACAUGUGAUAUGGACAAGGGUGUGACGCUACAGAUUGUAUAAUAUUGUUGUAAUUGUUGAAAUAUAUGUUAUCCGGCCGUUGGUCUCUCGUGAACGUCUGUUUUUAAUAUUAUUAUUCUAAAUCCACAAUCUAUCGUUUUGUUAUUGAAAUUUUCAUCGCGAAAGUUUUACUACUCUUAAUGUUAGAUGUGCUGAAUUUAAAGUCUAUGAAUAUUUGUGUUGGUACGUGCUAAGCAUCGCCGUUUUUGUAUACAUUUAUAAAAAUCAGCGAUAAAUAGAUUUUUAUUGCUUUUUCGUGUCCACUAUCUCGUCCAAUAAAUAAGUGUGGAUAUAUCGUGAAGUUAAAAUGCGUAAUACGCAAUUAAUUGUGUGAAAAUCGUUUUAAUCGCUGGUCUUUAUUGUGUUCGCAUUAAACACUAAAAUUGUCUGAUCUCACCUAAUGUUGUUACUUCGAUUUGUACGCAAUGUGGAUGUAAAUUAUUCCUUGUGCCCGAGAACGCGCGAAUGUCCUUAAUAUAAGUUUCGAAUCAGCUGAUAUAUGUAGCUUUUAAGUGUUAAAAAAUCAUACAAAAAAUGCACCAUUUGGUUUAUUACCCAAGUGUACUAAAAAAAGCGUAGACUUAUUACUUAGUCAAUUUAAAUGUUAAAAUUGAUAGGGUUUAGUUGUAACUGGGACAUUAUUAACAAUUAACGAUAAGCCUUUGUGUAUAACUCGGUUGUUUUCGGAUUGUGGGUAGCUCAUAGUAAGUAGUGAUACAUUGGCAAUAAUUAUUAUUCACACUAUUGCUAGGUGGUGUUUUCAUACUAACAAAAAUGUUUGUUAUCGAGCCAAAUUUGUAUUUUUAUCGUGACGCCAUGCAAUGGCAUAGAAAAUCGCGACAAUUUGAAAUUGUCCUUCGUCUUUACAUAUAUGCUUGAUUAGUGUAUAUUUACGGGAUUAUCACGAAAUAAGUUGCAACGUAAAGCAUUCACGUGUUUAAUAAUUCGACUUAUAAUAAUUAUUAUAAGAUUUAAUGGACGUUCGUUGUAUUUGCAUUGAUGCAGUUACGUAAAUGAUAAACGUAGAUAUCGAAUUUAUAAGAGCGCAGUGAACACUGACAAUGCACAAAUGUUAAUUUAUUUUCGAUUAUUGCACGGUUUUUUUCUUUUUAAAUAUUCGUGAACACAUGGCUUUACAUAAAACGCGAUAAUAUACUUUGUCUAUGUGUUAAUGUUGUAGGAAAAAAUGUACUUGUUUAUGGGUAACUUUAAGACGUCGAUGAGUACUUAGGGCCUGUUCUAGAAUAUCUUACUAAGAGUAAAGAGUAUAAAUGUAUUUCUAUCUCGUGUCCUUUGAAAUAUAAGAAAGAGACGCGACUAUUUUUAAAUGAACUUACAUUUAAACGGGUCCGAAUGUACUAUGAGACCUACAAUUUCAUUCAUUUUUAGUUUAUCCAUCGAUAUUUUUUAAAUAAAUCGUUAUUUUAUUCGAAUUAUCACGUUUUAUACCAUGCUCCAUCAGCUAUCGAAUAAUUUACGUGUAAGCUUGUGACUGUGUGUUCACUCGUGUGUAAGACUGAGUGUAGGGUCCUGAAUGUUUGUUAUAAUUUUAACGAGCACAUUAUUAUAAUAGUGAUAAGUUCGUAACCACAAUGCUGCCUUAGUUAAGUUUAUUUACGGGAGAUGCUUCAAUCAUUGGCUCGUUUUUUUGUUUAGACGUAGCUGAUCAGGCUUUGAGGCGAUAGUAUGAUAUAUUUUCAUAUUUGAUGGAUUUUUCAAUUGUGUAGUUAGUUUUAUUAACCGACUUUAAAAAAGGAGGAGGUUAUCAAUUCGGCCGGUAUGUUUUUUUUUUAAUGUAUGUACACCGAUUACUCCGAGGUUUCUGAACCGAUUUA
Messenger RNA from Colias croceus (clouded yellow), 6753 nucleotides. RefSeq names its product proline-rich extensin-like protein EPR1 (gene Usp10). The transcript is spliced from 12 exons. Gene Ontology annotation, cellular component: cytosol; nucleus. The coding region runs from base 540 to 3644 and encodes 1034 amino acids. The record is from RefSeq and is a predicted model, not a curated record. Gene Ontology annotation, biological process: protein deubiquitination; DNA damage response, signal transduction by p53 class mediator; regulation of autophagy. Lineage: Eukaryota; Metazoa; Arthropoda; Insecta; Lepidoptera; Pieridae. Gene Ontology annotation, molecular function: cysteine-type deubiquitinase activity; cysteine-type endopeptidase activity.